Arachis duranensis is the source of this 490-nucleotide messenger RNA. RefSeq lists its product as uncharacterized. The record is from RefSeq and is a predicted model, not a curated record. NCBI's taxonomy places the organism in Eukaryota, Viridiplantae, Streptophyta, Magnoliopsida, Fabales, Fabaceae.
CACCGUUCGUUGCUUCCAUCGUCAGACGUCUUCUCCGCCAUCGUUAGUGAUCUUUUCUACCAUCCUCAGUCCUUUUCUCCACGGUUUGCAGGAAAGAAGCUCUCUCUUAUUGACUCCGCUGCCGGCAGCGGCAUCGCGGCAGCGCACCCCGCAACAGCUCUUAGGCUCUACACCACCGUUUCCCACCGACUCCUCCGCGAUGUCGUUAUUGCCGCCAAUAUUACUUUCGGACCUACAGUUCAAGAACCUUCUCUCAUCAUGGUCCCGCACGACCAUUAAUUGAAGCUCAAACACAACUGAAGCACAAGUAGUUGGGAUUCUCCACCUAAAGUGGUUUGGAGUUGAAGGAGACUACAACAUUAUGGCUAUUGACCUUCUUGGACCAAGCUUGGAAGAUUUAUUCAAUUAUUGCAACAGGAAGUUUACACUGAAGACAAUGUUAAUACUUGCUGAUCAAUUAGUAAGUCUACAUGUCAACUAUUAUAAUCAA